This is a messenger RNA of Triticum turgidum subsp. durum (durum wheat), 918 nucleotides long. The record is from the annotation of a GenBank genome assembly. Lineage: Eukaryota; Viridiplantae; Streptophyta; Magnoliopsida; Poales; Poaceae.
AUGCAGCAGCCGCAGCUGCAGGCGCCGCCCUCGUGGGCGUCCGGGCCCGACCCCGCCCGCCCUGCUCCCACCACCUUCGACGAGGCGUCCAUGGAGCGGAGCAAGAGCUUUGUCAAGGCGCUCCAGGAGCUCAAGAACCUGCGCCCACAGCUUUACUCCGCCGCGGAGUACUGCGAGAAGUCGUACCUCCACAGCGAGCAGAAGCAUAUUGUGCUGGACAACUUGAAGGAUUAUGCUGUUAGGGCUCUGGUCAACGCGGUCGACCACCUUGGCACCGUUGCCUACAAAUUGACAGACCUGUAUGAACAACAGGUUUCAGAGGUCUCAACUGUCGAGCUGAAAGUAGCAUCCUUGAACCAGCAAGUCCUGACUUGCCAAACUUACACCGAUAAAGAAGGCCUUAGGCAGCAGCAGAUGAUCGGAAACGCCACAAGACACCACAAACAUUACAUCGUACCAACUGCGGGAAACAAAAGAACGCAGGCCUUUUCUGAGAUGCAAACAGACGCCGAGUUUGACUUAAAGCCUAAACCUUAUCCCUCAGAGAAGACUCUUUUCUGGCACUUGGCUUCAGAGAAGAACACCAAAACCAAUGGAGAACACCAAUCUGAAUUAGGCCACGGGGAAACGAAAACUACUAAGCCUACAUCCAGUGGUGGGUUCAACCUUACAGGUAAGGAAUUGUCCGUGUCUCCCUUGCCCAAGCGUCUGCAGUCAACUGUGAGCAGUUCGGACAUUGUUACGCGUAACAUUGGCAUGAAGGAUCAGCCUGGUGCAAGGCAUUUGGCAUCAUUCAGUUCUCUCGACAACCCAAGAGGGCGUCAAAUCCAAAAGGCUCCCGUCCGCACCAAAAGUAUGCUAGCUGCUUUCUUUGUCAGGCACAGGUCCGGAAAGAUGAAAAACGCCUCUGUUCGUUGA